AUGUACUGGCUUGAUUGUGAAUGUUUUUUUUCUUUGGUUGGUUUGGGUCAGGCUGAUAGUGUGGAAAAAAGAGGUGGUGGAUCGAAACGAAGUGGCCAUGAUGCUAGUUCAAUGCGAAAAAUUAACACGUAUUUUUUUAAAAAACAAAAAAUUGAUGGUGAGGCUUGCAUUUUAACAGAAAAGGAAGUGCCUGCACUGAAAACCACUAAUACCAGUAAUGAAAAUUGCUUUAAUGAUAAUGAUUCGAAUAAUGUUGCUUCUACUUCUGUUGCUACUAAACGAGACAUGCCGUCUACGUCAUCUGCAAUAUCAAAUGACUCGUUGAACUCUGAAUUCGCUUCAGAUAUCGGAAGCUAUAUUAAUGAAAACAUGAAUCAAUUAUCUGAUUCUACUAGAGCAUUAUUGCUUGAGAAACAUUGGAUGCCACCAUCUAACUAUGUUUUUCCGCAUAACGUUGUAAUAAAACUAGGAAAGCCAAGCAAAAAAUUUGCUCAAAGAUCUCACCUUGAAAAAUUCCAUUGGCUUGUGUUAUCACACGUGGAUCAGGGGCUUUAUUGCAAGUAUUGCGCCUUGUUUGCUACUACUGCCACAGAUUUUGCUAGGUCAAACCUCAGACGACUUGUAAAGGAACCACUGAAGGUUUUUGACCGCUUAUUAGGAGAAAACGGGUUAUUAAUACAACACCAGCGCAAUCAUUAUCAUCAGAUGGCCGUCGAAAGUGGGAAAAAUUUUUUAGCAUGCUAUCAUAAGCCGGAGCUUGAUAUUGUCAACCAGAUUUCCACUCAACGAAUGGCUCAAAUUAUGGAAAACAGAGAUCGCUUGCGACCAAUUAUAAAAACAAUAAUAUUCUGUGGUCGUCAAAAUAUACCACUACGCGGCCACAGAGACGAUGGCCAGUUUUUCAGUACAAAUACCGACAAAAGUGUGGUCUCCGCUCCAGAGGGGAAUUUCAGAGCUUUGUUGAAAUUUAGAAUUGAUGCUGGUGACACAGUUCUCCAGCAUCAUUUAGCAACAGCAAGUUCAAAUGUGACUUACAUAAGCAAAACUGUGCAAAACGAACUAAUAGACAUCUGCAAAGAGAAAAUACAGGAAAAUAUUUUACAAAACGUGAAGAAUGCUAAGUUUUUCUCUCUGUUGUUUGAUGAGACCACAGACAUUUCUCAUACCGAGCAGUUGAGUCUAUCAUUUAGAUAUUAUAAUAACGGUGUUAUUAAAGAAGACUUUAUAUGCUUUUGCGACGCUUAUGAGAUGCUUCGAUGUGAAGAAGCAGAUAGCAGCAAAGAACUUCGGUUAACAGGAGUUGCAUUAGCAAAAAUUGUAGAAAAUCUUUGCCACAAAUUUGAUAUAGAUUUGACUUUCUGUGUGGGUAUUGGCACCGACAGCUGUUCAGUGAUGGCCUCCGAUGUGAAGGGUGCAGUUCAGGAACUAACUAAAAAAGCCAUUCACGCGAAACGUUGCCCUUGCAAUAAUCAUGUCUUAAAUAACUCCUUGGCCAAUUCAUCAAAAGUCGCGUCGUGCAGAAACACAUCUGCGACGAUGAAGAAAAUCGUAGCGUUUGCAAACGCAUCUGCAAAACGCCAUGAAGUAUUUUUACAAGAACUUGGCGGCGUGGCAAUUCAAAGUAUAUGUGAGACGCGAUGGGUUGAAAGGCAUGAUGGACACUUACAAUUUCAGGGUGAUAAUCUGAUCAAAAUUUGUAACGCCCUGGAGAGAAUAUCGACAUGGAAAGAUAGCAAAACAUCAAGCGAUGCCCAUUGUCUCUUACAAACACUGCGCAGUUCCGACUUUAUCAUAUCAUCAGUAUGCUUGAAUGACAUUUUAGGUACAACCGUUGCACUGAGUCGCUUUUUGCAAACUGCAUCUAUAGAUAUGAAAAGAGCCACGGAUGCAAUAAAGGACACACUUGACGUGUUGAAAUCAAAACGAGAAAACGUGGACUCUGUGUUCCAACAAUUAUUUUCAGAAGCUCGGGAAGUAGCAAAACAACUAGAUGUUGAGUUGAAAUCGUCGCGAACUAUUUCCAGGCAAACACAUAGAUCAAAUCAUCCGGCGCAAUCUGUGGAGGAGUAUAUUCGAAGAUCAAUAUACGUACCCCUCUUGGAUUGUGUUAUAAACGAUCUAAGCCAAAGACUUUCUCCUGAUGUUCUGGAUCUAUUUCAGUUAGGAGUCUUUUUACCUAAGUCGACAUACAGCGACCAAGACAUUGAUACGAAAGUCAUUGCCUAUGAAUGGAGAAUGUUACCUAUUGUAUUUGAUGACGCGAAUAAAACUCUUUUGGCUAAUUUAGAAAUUGAUGAAGUGUGGAAGACUAUUUUUCAAGAAAAGAAACUCAAUAACGAAUUAUUUUUUCCAAAUUUAGAGAAUUUAGUAAAUGCAGUUUUAUCACUUCCACAUUCUAAUGCCGAAGCAAAGAGAAUAUUUUCUAUUGUUACAGAUGUGAAGAAUAAAAAGAGGAAUCAGAUAGAUGUAACCAGUUUAGACACAGUAUGCAAAGUACGAUCGAGUUUCCAAGCUCAUAACGUUGACUCUCGCACUUUCCAAGUAGAUUCUACACACUUAGAACUGUACAAUUAUAAGAAUUUAGUUUCUCCUAAUUCUGACACCAAUCAAUAUAAAGAACAACAGAACAUUUAA
Trachymyrmex cornetzi is the source of this 2634-nucleotide messenger RNA. RefSeq names its product 52 kDa repressor of the inhibitor of the protein kinase. Gene Ontology annotation, molecular function: protein dimerization activity. The record is from RefSeq and is a predicted model, not a curated record. The transcript is spliced from 3 exons. The coding region runs from base 1 to 2634 and encodes 877 amino acids. Lineage: Eukaryota; Metazoa; Arthropoda; Insecta; Hymenoptera; Formicidae.